CAGUGUGUUUCUUCAUCACAUCACGCACAAUGAAAGAGAGCAGCUGACUGACUGCAGGAUCUUAUCCUCGUGCUUUUCUCCACACACAUCAUCUCUAUCUCCUGAUCAAACCCUGUUUCCUCGAGACAGCCUCGUCUUGAUCUGCUGUAUUGUGUUUGUCUCUCUGUUAGUCAUGAGGUGGUUUUGAUGCUCUAAGUGUCUGGUGCUGAACAAGUCGGAGAGGAAAAUCACGUCAUGAGCAGCAGAGGAAUUUCUCUAAAAGCUGUGUAUGAUCUAUCAUGGAUUUCAACGCUUCGUCUGUUUUCGAGCAACACAAAGAAGCUGCUGAGGAGGUGGAUUUAAAUGUGGUUUAUCAUGCAGCGGCGAGCGGUGAUGUUAACACAUUGACUGCUAUGAUACGUGAGGAUCCCUCCAUACUGGAGUACUGUGACAGUGAAGGCUCCACACCUCUGAUGCAUGCUGUAUGUGGGAGACAGGUGGAUACAGUCAAACUGCUGCUGAAGAUGGGCGCUUCUAUCAAUACACAGGAUGCUUGUGGACGGACUUCCCUCUCUCUUGCAACAUACCUGGGCUGGCUGGAAGGCUGUGUGUGUUUGCUUAGGAACGGAGCCAAACAGAAUAUUCCCGAUAAAAACGGACGCCUGCCGAUUCAUGCGGCUACUGCAGAGACUGAGUUCAGACUCAUGGCUGUGCUACUACAGCAGUCAACACUUUGUGAAAUCAAUCAUCAAGACAAUGAGGGUAUGACAGCUCUUCACUGGGCGUCCUUUCACAAUCGACCGGAGCACGUCCAGGCCCUGUUACAGAAGGGAGCUGAUCCGACCCUUGUGGAUAAAGACUUUAAAACCGCUCUUCACUGGGCUGUACAGAGUGGGAGUCGGUUUAUGUGUUCCCUCAUUCUUGACCAUCAUCUGGGCCCCUCUGUGAUCAAUUAUGACGAUGAAAACGGGAAGACGUGCAUUCACAUCGCCGCAGCUGCAGGUUUCAGUGACAUCAUCUGUGAACUUGCACGUAUCCCUGAGACAAACCUACAGGCUCUAGACGUGGAUGAGAGGACUCCUCUUCACUGGGCUGCAGCGGCGGGUAAAGACGAAUGUGUGCAGGUUUUAUUGGAGCUGGGAGUUGAGUCCAAUCCUCGAGACAUAAAUGAGAACACACCGCUCACUUAUGCCAUGUACUGUGGUCAUACCGCCUGUAUUAAACUCCUCUCUGUCCAUAACAGGUCAGAUUCGAGCAGACCGGUGCAGGCUCAAAACAACGACUCCUCUAUACGAAAAGAAGGAAAAUUUCGCAUGCUAAACCAGAUCUUCUGCAAGAAGAAGAAAGAUCUUUCCCAACAGAUAGACCCGAGUGAAGAUUUCCAGCUCAGAGAGGAGACAUCUGAAGUAGACGACAUCAUUACGAUGUUCGACAGCGUCGCUGAACCCUUAACUAAAAAUGAGAGCGAAAACAACUCUGCUGUCAGAAAACUAAACAGUAAUGAGUCAGAGAAAGUCCAUCAGCUUGAGGACACGUCCAGCAAAGACUUCAAGAGCCUCCCGCCCAUACGCACACAGAGUCUUCCACCCAUCACGCUAAGCAAGUCUUUACUGGUAAACUCACAACCUUUGACACACAGGACUGCCUUAGGUCAUGUGGGUGGACAUUUAGCACACAGAUCACAGAAGAGCAAGAGUGAACACGACCUGUUUGAUGGUAAAUGUAAAGGUCAAAAAGGGCUGAAAGCGUGGAUAUCGACUCCAUCUGACCGCCUGCUUGACAGACUGCUGCCUGACACCUCCAGUCCACUGGAUGUCCUGUGUUCAAAUCAAACACCAUACAUACUAAGAAAUGAUUAUGCAACUCAAAAUCAUCUUUUACCCCUGAGAGUUCGAGAAUCAACCCUUACACGUCUUGCUCCCAUCCGUGACCACUGCACUCACAGGUUUUCCUUGCCACCAGAUCAGGUCUCACAAGGAGUAAGGAAGUCUAAAUCCUCGCUGGGAUCGAGCCUGACUGGACUCCCACCUCCGUUUACAUCCAAACUGCACAGAGCCGUCAUUCCCCAGAGCCAGUCUCUUGGAUCCGUCCCGACUCCUCUGACAGUAGAACCUCUACGAAACAUUCAGGUUCUUCCGGCUAUACCUCCUCAGAGAAAACGCAGCCCAUCACCUCUCACAACCCAAAGACCUCUGAAUGAUGCUGACAACACAUCAUGAUAGACAACUGUUUGAAAUAAUGUUUUCUACAUUUUAAUACUCUUCAGGUUUCUGUGGAUCAUUGGUGGAAGUGCAGUGAGGAGGACGAAUGGCAUGUCAAUGAUAAAGAACUUCUUGUAAAACAAGAUAUUUUUCAUACAACUCAACAUUAUGAUUUUUUUAUGGUUGCCAUUAUGGUUUGUCUUUUGACUGUAUUACUUUAACACACUUUAAGCUUAUUGUAAAUCAUUACUAGUAAUAAAAUUAAUUAUGAAAAUAUCUAGUCUCAUAACAGUGAUAUUUUAUUCAAUAUAAAUCUUAACUUGUGAUCUAUAAUGUACCAUGAUGAUAGUUUCUGACCCUAGCAUUUGAGAUUCUCACACCCAGGAUGUGGACAAAUAUCCAUUAUACUGCGGUGCAUAAUAGUGCCAUGGUAUUAUUUUGCUGAUAUACUUCAUAAAUGUAUAAACCAUGUGAUGCAGCAAAAAGAGCUUGUAAGUCUGACACUUUACCAAUCUCGCAGUCCAGUUGACCACAAACGUCAGCACAGGCAGAGAUCGCAUUUGUGUAUUUUAUCGCAGAUGGAAUAUAUGCAACUGAAAUACCAAUAAAUGCAUUUACGUAAAGAUGGUCAUAACGAGAAUCAACGAAGGAGAACUUUAUAUUA
Misgurnus anguillicaudatus (oriental weatherfish) is the source of this 2844-nucleotide messenger RNA. NCBI's taxonomy places the organism in Eukaryota, Metazoa, Chordata, Actinopteri, Cypriniformes, Cobitidae. The record is from RefSeq and is a predicted model, not a curated record.